Messenger RNA from Ceratitis capitata (Mediterranean fruit fly), 501 nucleotides. RefSeq names its product signal peptidase complex subunit 1 (gene Spase12). Gene Ontology annotation, cellular component: signal peptidase complex; endoplasmic reticulum membrane. Gene Ontology annotation, biological process: protein targeting to ER. The transcript is spliced from 3 exons. The coding region runs from base 93 to 377 and encodes 94 amino acids. The record is from RefSeq and is a predicted model, not a curated record. Lineage: Eukaryota; Metazoa; Arthropoda; Insecta; Diptera; Tephritidae.
CAUUUGGAAUUAAGAAGCAGCAACUGCUGUCCGGCUAAUUGGUAGAGAAAUUGACAACGUAGCCAAAAACAAGUGUAAAUACUAAUUUAAAAAUGUUUAACAUACAAACUCAUAUGGACUAUGAAGGUCAGCACAAAGCUGAGAAAUUCUCGCGCUUUAUCAUUACGCUUUUCGGCAUUGUCGGACUCAUUUGGGGAGCAAUCAUUCAACAGUUUUCACAAACUGUUUACAUUCUAGGUGCUGGAUUCAUAUUGGCAUCAAUAAUAACCAUACCGCCAUGGCCACUUUACCGCCGCCACCCAUUGAAUUGGCAAAAACCACGUAAUAUCGAACCACCUGCAAGCAGCGGGGAUGAGGGCAAGAAAAAGAAGAAAUAAACACUGGUGUUUGCGGUAUAUAAUAAAUUCCAUUUAUAGCUUUUAGAAAAAGAAUUUGUGUAAGUUUAGAGAAACAACAAACUAAAAAAACUAAAUCCGAAACUUAAUAUUUAAACCGAAAAAA